GCUUUCUUGUAACACGUGCAAUGGUGCUCAAGAAGAUAGAUAACCGAAUUCGUGUUUUGAUAGAAAAUGGCGUCCAAAAGAGGCACAGGUCUCUAUUUGUCGUUGUUGGUGACAAAGGAAAAGACCAAGUGAGUUAUGAAAUCAAAUUUUUUCUUCUUUUGGGCUUAACAGUCUUUGCAAAACAGUAAACCGUCCACUGCUAACCGGAGCUGCGAGCCAAGUGAAUUUCAUUUUGUUUACAACAGUACUUUUAAGCUUAUUUAGGAUGCCUUAAGAGUGGCAGUUAAGACAGCAGAGCUCCCAUUCAUGAAAAAGCUAUUGACAGUGAACAAAGUAAAACAUGCAGUGGCGGUUUAUGCGCCGAUCAUUUCGAAAGUUCAACAUCCCCCCGGGUAACCCCCGGCAUUUAAACUUUUAAGACAGGAAUGGUCAAUUGCCUUUAUAGUAGCCUAAUGUACAGUGGUCAAGUGCCUGUUGGAAUUUUCUAUUGUUUUUAAGCUCAAAACAAUGACUUAGCUGGACUAAAUACCUUCAAAAUUCCUUCAUUUUACAAAGGAGCUCGAUCUACACGUAUCCUGCUCUGCUACCAAACACUUUCAUGCAGUUAACCCAAAAAUAAUUUUGGCAAAGGUCAGGAGUUAGACUGUCAAUUUAUGUCUGAUCAGAAUGGAUACUAAUAGACCUCUUUCAUGAUGGUGGCCCAUUAAUAUAAUCUUUUAUAUGUAUGAUAGUUACAUGUAGCCUUUCUGACCUUGCUAGCAUGUGCAAAAUACAAAACAAUUCUUACUUUCAAACGAGGUCAGAAAGGCUAAUUAUCUUACCUAUAAAAGAAUAUAUUAAUAGGUUACCAUCAUGAAAGAGAUCUAUACACAAUGAGGCCAAAUCUUUUAAUUUUGACAGUCUUUCUUUAAAAUAUAUGUCGCUGAUGUCUCUGGCUGGUAGCUAAUGUGUUUCAUUUGUUGUCAAUACUUAUUGAAACCACUCUACUAGAACUUAACUUGAAUUUUACAAAUUCCUGUUUAUUUUUUUUUUGUUAGGUUGUCAUUCUUCAUCACAUGCUGUCUAAAGCAACAGUCAAAGCACGACCCACAGUUUUAUGGUGUUAUAAAAAAGAACUGGGAUUUAGUAGGUAUGUGUUUUAUGAAGCAAUGUCAUUAUGGCUUAUAUAAUUUGUAAUAUAAUGGCAAUUGUGAUCAAAAUUAACAAUAAUAGGUAAUUGAGUGAGGUUGAGUGCAAUGUGAAGAAUUAUGCAGAUUGAGGAGACUGUUACAUGUAGGUGGAUAACAGCUUCUGAGAUCAACAUUAUAUUUUUUAUACCGUAUGACAGCCCAAUUCAAGCUUACCUCCUUGCAUGUAGACUUUCUUCAAGGCUUUGGCUUAAGGUUCCAGCAUAUACACAGAUGUUUUUCCCUUGGGGACACUACUCAAAAAAUACAUAACCUGUAUCAAGAAACAUACCCUGCAUAUUCUUGCAUAAUUUUCUUCCGGUAAGUUUUAGUCAGAAAUUGAGCUCAGUAUUUCAUCUUCAGAUAGCUGUGAACACCAUUCUUUCUUUCAGUUUUGCCCAAGCAGCCUCAUUCUCAAACAAAUAUACCAUUGAAUAGAUGGUAUGUUGCUCACAUCUUUCAAAUAAUUUUGGUAACCGCCAGUUCGCUGUGGGAUUAGAGCCAAUCAGAAAUAGCAAAAUAUUAAUUCUUUAGAAAAAGCAAUAAUUGUAUUUAAUGUGUGAUGUUUUAUUGUACCUCAGCCACAGAAAAAAGAGAAUGAAACAACUGCAAAAGAAGAUAAAAAGUGGGACCCUGGAUCUGAAGAAGGAUGAUCCAUUUGAAUUAUUUAUCUCAGCCACUAACAUCCGAUACUGUUACUAUGCUGAAACACACAAGAUUCUUGGUAAUACAUACGGCAUGUGUGUCCUGCAGGUAAUUUUAUACAUGUGUAUGUCCUUAAUACGUGUGCACUGUACCUUUAACCAUACCAUUGAAGGAUCUUUACCACAGUGUAGUUUACUUAAGAAUGCAACCUUUUCAAGUCUCAUAAUUAUUGUUGUCUUGUGGAUUUUACUGUGAAACUCACAAAACUGUAAAGACCAGAAAUAUUUAUGGAGUGUUAUUGUCUUGUGAGAAGUAAACCAAUGAGGGACAGACCAUUAGAAAACUUAUAAGGGGGCGGGGGGGCGGGCGAAGUACAAAAAUAUUCGUGCAAGGGAAAAUUAAAUGAAAAAAAAUUCUUGCACGCCAAUUAAUCCUAAAAAAUAUUCAUGCUAUGGCCUAAAAAAAUUCAUACAAGGAAUGUGAUAAUGAAAAAAAAUUCCUGCGGUUUGAAAAUUCCCCUCCCCCCCUAUAACUUUUCUAAUGCUCUGUCCCUAAGGCAUAUAGAACCUCUCGUGGCAAAGCUAGAGGCGUACUGUGCCCCAAAGAAGAACGUCACGCAUCUAACGCUAUCUUUUCUUCUCGCACACAAAACGGACGACCUAUCGACGCCGUUACCGAUCUCCGCACAAAAGCCAAAACCUGCGAGUUUGGAACACUCAACGAUAGUCUAAUAAAGGACAGAAUCGUGUGGGAAUCGACAGCCAGAGUGUAAGGGAGCGACUCUUACGCAACAACGAGCUCACUCUAGAAGUAGCCAUAAAUACCGUGACGAGCCGCAGAGGCGAGUAAAACUCAAAUGGAGUCCCUUAACAGCUUGGAAGCAGCAGCCGUAAACUUAGUCACAAAGCACCAAAAACAGCCACCAAGAUAUCAGCCUAUGAAGAAAAGGCAGCAGAAACAACAGCACCAGCAAAUAAAACCGUGUGGUGGUUGUGGUUACAUCCACAAGCCAAAACAAUGCAGGGCGUUUGGACAAACAUGUCACAAAUGUCAAGGAGAGAUCACUUAGCCCAUAUGUGCCGCACAAAAGGCGCAAAUACUGGCCACAAAACACUCAAUGAAGUCGAACAGCAGUCAGACACUGACUCAGGCGAGGAUCUAUUCCUUGGAGAAUUAGAUUAGUCACAAAAUGACAAAAAAGAACUGUUCACGAAAUUAACCGUGAAUGAGGAAGAGAUCAGCUUCAAAAUUGAUACAGGCGCACAGUGCAAUGUCAUUCCCGAACACGCCUAUGAAAAACUGAGCAAGAAGCCAAGCCUACAGCCUACUAACGUUAAGAUAACUGCAUAUGGUGGGGUGCGUGUGCGAUCAAAGGAACAUGCACAAUGACAAUCAAGAAAAACAGCAAAAACCUUGAUGCCAAAUUCUUUAUUGUCGCCGUUGAAAAAGGCUCAACCCUUAAUUGGCCUUCAAACUUGCCGAGAUCUGGAACUGAUAAACAUUAACAACGAUGUUAAUGAAGUCAAAACAAGUGGAACAGAAAUUCUCGACGAAUUUAAAGAUGUCUUCACGGACUUGGUUUAGUCAACGGAGAAUUUCACAUCGAGCUUCGAGAAGACGCAAGGCCUACAAUCCAACCGUCACGGAAAAUUCCUCUGAGCCUGAUGCGAAACUACAGAAAACACUAGAGAAACUGACAGAAAUGGAAGUAAUCAGCAAAGUUGAAAAAGCAACUGACUGGGUCAACAGCCUAGUCAUCGUGGAAAAAAAAGACGGCUCAUUGAGACUUUGUUUAGAUCCGAAAGAUUUGAACAGAGCAAUCAAGCGUGAACAUUAUAAGCCGCCGACAGCGAAACCAUUUCUAGUAAGCUCAAUGGGAAGCGUGUUUUUACGGUAAUUGACAUGAGUAACUGCUACUGGCACAAAAAGUUGGAUGAAGAAUCAUCCUAUUUGUGCACAUUCAACACGCCUUUUCGGCAGAUACAAGUUUAACAGAAUGCCGUUUGGUAUCUGUGUAGCGAGUGACGCCGCUCAGAGAAUGGUGGAUGAAAACUUCAGCGACAUUCCAGGAGUUCUCGCAGUGCACGAUGACAUUAUCAUCGCCGGAAAGGACACUACGGAACACGACCUAGCUCUCAAACAAGCGCUGGAACGCGCAAGAUCACGCAACAUAAAGUUUAACCGCAGCAAAGUACAGCUACGCGUCAACCAAGUGAAGUAUCUUGGUGAUAUCGUGACCGCCGAUGGAUUCAAGCCAGAUCCCGAGAAGAUAAAAGCAAUUGUGGAAAUGCCAGAACCACAAUGUAAGCAAGAUUUGCAACGCCUACUUGGCAUGGUCAACUAUCUGUCGCAGUACAUACCAAACAUGUCAGAAAUCACAGCCCCCCUACGCAACUUGUUGAAAAAGAACAUGCAAUGGGUGUGGUAUGACGAACAUCGAUCCGCGAUAGAUAAGCUGAAACAUGCACUCACGAACACUCCCGUUCUGCAGUAUUUCAACCAAGACAAGCCAACUACAAUCCAAACCGAAUUCUCGGGGGUGUCUGAGAUAAUGGCUUUCUCAUUAUCGCCUCAAGUGGUUUGUGGUCACUUUGCACAAUUAUGUCAUUGCCGUAGACAAAUUGGUGAAAUCGCUCGCACGCAAAUACAAUAGCCAAUAGUUCUUUCUCGAUUUGAGCAUAGUUCUGUUCGGCAUUCGUCAGCGAUCUUGACGCCAGAAUCACGGGGUGUCCUUCUUGCAGGAGGCAACUUCCGAUUCCACUUUGCGGCGUCGGUUUGGAUUGUAGUUGGCUUGUCUUGGUUGAAAUACUGCAGAACGGGAGUGUUCGUGAGUGCAUGUUUCAGCUUAUCUAUCGCGGAUCGAUGUUCGCCAUACCACACCCAUUGCAUGUUCUUUUUCAACAAGUUGCGUAGGGGCUGUGAUUUCUGACAUGUUUGGUAUGUACUGCGACAGAUAGUUGACCAUGCCAAGUAGGCGUUGCAAAAUCUUGCUUACAUUGUGGUUCUGGCAUUUCCACAAUUGCUUUUAUCUUCUCGGGAUCUGGCUUGAAUCCAUCGGCGGUCACGAUAUCACCAAGAUACUUCACUUGGUUGACGCCAGUAGCUGUACUUUGCUGCGGUUAAACUUUAUGUUAUGCGUGAUCUUGCGCUGCAGCGCUUUGUUUGAGAGCCAGGUCGUGUUCCGCAGUGUCCUUUCCGGCGAUGAUAAUGUCAUCGCACACUGCGAGAACUCCUGGAAUGUCGCUGAAGUUUUCAUCCACCAUUCUCUGAGCGACGCCACUCGCCACACAGAUACCAAACGGCAUUCUGUUAAACUUGUAUCUGCCGAAAGGCGUGUUGAAUGUGCACAAAUAGGAUGAUUCUUCAUCCAACUUUUUGUGCCAGUAGCAGUUACUCAUGUCAAUUACCGUAAAAACACGCUUUCCCAUUGAGCUUACUAGAAAUGGUUUCGCUGUCGGCGGCUUAUAAUGUUCACGCUUGAUUGCUCUGUUCAAAUCUUUCGGAUCUAAACAAAGUCUCAAUGAGCCGCCUUUUUUUUUCCACGAUGACUAGGCUGUUGACCCAGUCAGUUGCUUUUUCAACUUUGCUGAUUACUUCCAUUUCUGUCAGCUUCUCUAGUGUUUUCUGUAGUUUCGCAUCAGGCUCAGAGGAAUUUUCCGUGACGGUUGGAUUGUAGGCCUUAUGCCUUCUCGAAGCUCGAUGUGAAAUUCUCCGUUGACUAAACCAAGUCCGUGAAGACAUCUUUAAAUUCGCCGAGAAUUUCUGUUCCACUUGUUUUGACUUCAUUAACAUCGUUGUUAAUGUUUAUCAGUUCCAGAUCUCGCAAGUUUGAAGGCCAAUUAAGGGUUGAGCCUUUUCAACGGCGACAAUAAAGAAUUUGGCAUCAAGGUUUUUGCUGUUUUUCUUGAUUGUCAUUGUGCAUGUUCCUUUGAUCGGCACACGCAUACCCCACCAUAUGCAGUUAUCUUAACGUUAGUAGGCUGUAGGCUUGGCUUCUUGCUCAGUUUUUCAUAGGCGUGUUCGGGAAUGACAUUGCACUGUGCGCCUGUAUCAAUUUUGAAGCUGAUCUCUUCCUCAUUCACGGUUAAUUUUGUGAACAGUUCGUUUUUGUCAUUUUGUGACGAAUCUAAUUCUCCAAGGAAUAGAUCCUCAUCUGAGUCAGUGUCUGACUGCUGUUCGACUUCAUUGAGUGUUUUGUGGCCAGUAUUUGCGCCUUUUGUGCGGCACAUAUGGGCGAAGUGAUCUCUCCCUUGACAUUUGUGACAUGUUUGUCCAAACGCCCUGCAUUGUUUUGGCUUGUGGAUGUAACCACAACGACCACACGGUUUUAUUUGCUGGUGCUGUUGUUUCUGCUGCCUUUUCUUCAUAGGCUGAUAUCUUGGUGGCUGUUUUUGGUUCUUUGUGACGAAGUUUACGGCUGCUGCUUCCAAGCUGUUAAGGGACUCCAUUUGAGUUUUACUCGCCUCUGCGGCUCGUCACGGUAUUUAUGGCUACUUCUAGAGUGAGCUCGUUGUUGCGUAAGAGUCGCCCCCUUACACUCUGGCUGUCGAUUCCACACACCAUUCUGUCCUUUAUUAGACUAUCGUUGAGUGUUCCAAACUCGCAGGUUUUGGCUUUUGUGCGGAGAUCGGUAACGGCGGCGUCGAUAGGUCGUCCGUUUUGCGUGCACGAGAAGAAAAGAUAGCGUCAGACGCGACGCUCUUCUUUGGGGCACAGUACCUCUAGCUUUGCCACGAGAGGUUCUAUCUUAUUCUCCUCGGCUUCUGUAAAUGUAAAAGUGUCGAUACUUCGAGUGCCUCUUCUCCUAUGGUGUGUAGUAAGACUGCACACUGUGUUUCUUCGUCUUUUGAGUCUACUCCACUCGCUUUCGCAUAGAGGACCCACCUCUGUUUCCAUUUUCGCCAGUUUUCUGCGACGUUGCCGUCCAUUCGUAGAGGUCCAAUGGGCUUCAUGUGUUCCAUGAUUGGCCACUUCUGACACCUGCAAGAAGGUGAUUCCUGCAAGAAGGACUGACUGCAAGAAGGACUUGAUUCCUGCAAGAAGGACACCCCGUGAUUUACGCGUCAAGAUCGCUGACGAAUGCCGAACAGAACUAUGCUCAAAUCGAGAAAGAACUAUUGGCUAUUGUAUUUGCGUGCGAGCGAUUUCACCAAUUUGUCUACGGCAAUGACAUAAUUGUGCAAAGUGACCACAAACCACUUGAGGCGAUAAUGAGAAAGCCAUUAUCUCAGACACCCCCGAGAAUUCAACGAUUGCUAAUCAGGCUUCAAAAGUACAAUUUGACAGUUCAUUUUGUACCGAAAACUGAUGUUCAUUGCAGACACUCUAUCAAGAGCGUAUUUAAAUGAGACUGUUGAGGGUCCCCAAGACCUCAAUGAUGACAUCAAGUGAUGAUCCACAGUUUCAUCACCGAAAUCCCAGCGAGUCCAGAAAAGUUGACACAGCUGAAAAAUGAAACCGCCAAAGAUGCAACACUUCAGGCGCUGAAAGCUCAAAUACAAAAAGGUUUCCCACCCCAUAGAAAAGCCUUGAGACCAAUCCUCUCGCCAUACUGGAUUGUCAGAGAUGAGCUAAGUGAAGCCGACGGUCUUCUAUUCAAAGGAAGACAGCUUCUCAUUCCAAAAGCCAUGCAGCACAGCGCCCUGGAAAUGAUACAUGAAAGCCAUCUUGGAAUUGAAAAGUGUAAAAAGCACGAGCAAGAGCCAUUGUUUAUUGGCCUGGAAUGUCACGCGACAUCCAUGAUACUGUUGUCAAGUGCCCGACAUGCUUGACACACAGACACAAGAACCAGAAGGAACCAAUGAUUCCCCAUGCCAUACCAGAUCGUCCAUGGCAAAAGCUCGAUCCGAUGUGUUUGAACACAAAGGAAAACCGUACCUAGUAGUGGUGGACUACUACCCAAGUACAUCGAAACUAGCCUAAUGCGUGACAAAACCGCGGGAACCAUUGUCACGCACAUGAAGUCAAUCUUCGCUAGACACGGCAUCCCUGAAGAGCUCGUAUCAGACAACAUGCCUUACAACAGUAAAGAGUUCAAACGAUUCGCAGACGACUGGGGAUUUGAACUGAUCACCUCAAGCCCCACAUAUCCGCAGUCUAAUGGCCUCAGUGAGAAAGCAGUACAAACCGUUAAGCGAAUACUAAAGAAAGCAAGCGACCCAUACAUCGGCCUGAUGGAGUACAGAAAUACUCCAGUGACAGGAAUGACAUAUUCGCCAUCCCAGCUUCUCAUGAGUCGCACCACCAGAACCAAGAUCCCUGUAACACAAGCGCUCCUGAAACCAAAGAUUGCUACUGAGGUCAAACAACAACUGUUAGCCUGUCAACAUCAGCAAGUGCACUAUUACAAUCAAGGAGCAAAGCCCUUGACAGAUCUCAAACCACAGGAAGCUGUCCGUCUACGCCAAGGAAAGACCUGGGUACCUGCCGUAGUAAACGAGAAAGCAGAAACCCCGAGAUCCUAUUUAGUCACAACUACGACCGGACAACAAUAUCGCCGGAAUCGCAAGGAUCUGCUACAAACUGGAGAAAACCCUCCUGUAAUAUCAGUCCCGCAAGACAACGACUUUAAUUACACUACAGAAACUCAGAAAACCUCAGCAACCCCCAACAAAGAACAACACCCUGUACAACCUCCUGAACAACAGCAACCCAACAACCCAGAAUCGACGACACCACCUAGACGCUCCUCGCGAAUCACUACUCUUCCCUUUAAAUUCAAGGACUAUGUCAUGAAUUUCUAAGAACUGAACACUGAAAAUUAGAACAUUGAACUUUUGUCAUACCGGAAGUGUCAUUGCUAUUAUUCGAUUAUUUUUUUUUAAUGAUAGUGUUUGAUUUCAUUCUCAAAAAGGGAGAUGUAAUAAUAAUACUGAUUAUGCUACAGUUGACUGACAUGUAAUCCUACCCCCUGGAAUGUGCUAUAUAUAUCAACCGCAUUCCGUACCAAGAUGAGAGAUCAAUAAACCUUCGAGCCAGUCAACCCUUGUUAUGUUUCUUAGUUAAAACCCUGAACCCGUUCAUCUAAGCAAAGCUUAUUACAGGCAUGAGAUAACUGAACCGCAGACAGCAACGGUAAUUAAUUUGUGGUUUUGAGGUUUGCUUGCGUAUCCAGAACAUUAUUCUGAUUGGCCAGUACACAAUCAACAUUCCUGAAAAAUUUCAGUUGUUCACGGUUUUCUGAGUUUUUCAGCAAAAGUACAUGUAGUAAUGUAUUGUCAGUACCUUAAAUCAAUCAAUCAAUCAAUCAAUCAAGCAAACAACCAACUGAGCAUGCAAGUGCUUGUAAAAUUCAUUUCAAUUAUGCCAUUCUAAACUACAAGUCAGGGUUCCAUUUAAACUACAAUAGCUCUGCUAAAUUGGAUGCUCCUGGAUAAAUAUUGAUUUAAAUAAAUAAAAAUAAAAUAAAAGAACAUUCUACACUUGUACAUGUACAUGUAAUACCACCUAAAUUUGUAAAUUUACCUUCAUGGUGCUAUAAGGGGAUGUGCCACUCAACAGGGAGUGCUUUUGGCCUCUCUGACUUUGGAAAAGGGUAUAAAAUACUAAAAUAAUACUUAACUUGAAAUCUGUUUGUAACAGGGUCAAUGCCCUUUUCAUUCUUCAUUUUUUGCCAUAGGUUUUUUGUUAAUUAUAAAACAGCUCAGGUGAUCAUCCUUUCUUUACGCGAUGUGUACCAUGUAUAUUUCAUGAUUCAUUCCAAAAAUUUCGCUGUUUCUGAUUGGCUCCAAUCUCCCGAAUUAUUCUUCAUAACCAUCUGGUGCUUAUCAUAUCUGGAAAAUGUGAGCAAUAAUUUAUUAUACCAUUGAUUCCAUGGUAUAAAUAAAUUAUGAUAUACCAUCAUGAUGCAACAACCUCAUUUCCAGGUGCAGUAGCCCUGAGUGAAUUAAAAAGGAAAAUAGUGUUCAUGGCUAUUUGAAGAUGAAAUUGCUGGAUUUAAUUCUAACAAACUUAAUUGGAGAUAAUGUAAAAUAUAUCGCUCCAAGGAUGUUAUCCGCUUUUUGAGAGUAUCUGCAAAAGCAAAACAUCUGUUUAUAUCCUGAAACCGUGCUGAGAAAUAGUCCAAAGUUUUAAAGAACGUCUACAACAGGGUAAGCUUGUUACACCCUUAGAAAUAUUUUGAAUCAAUGAUGAUAAAACAAUCAUUGAAUUCUGCUUUCGUGUGAUGUGAAGAAUUAGUGCAGUCUUGGAGGAUCUGCAUAAUUAUUCACAUCCUACUCAGCUUAAUUCAGUAAUUGCUAAACCUCCUAAUAUUAAAUUAAGUAAAAUUCCUUCACAGGUUGAACAAGUAUUUAACCUCUUCUGGUUACAGUGUAGCUUGUUGCUAGUGUUGUAGCCCUUGUAACCUAGAGGUUGAAUACUGACUUAACCUGAGAAUGAAUUUUACCUUUUUAAUGGCUUCAUCAUUACACAUGUACAUGCAGACCUGUAAUUUGUUUUCUUAAAGAAAUGAUAAUGAUUAUAUCUUUGAAUUUUUUAAAUGAUCUCAAGGAUUUUGAAGCUCUCACACCAAAUCUUUUGGCUAGAACAGUAGAGACAGUAGAGGGAGGUGGGCUUGUUAUUCUUCUACUCAGAACAAUGACCUCUCUGAAGCAGUUAUACACAAUGACAAUGGCAAGUAGCAUAUUACUGUACAUAAUAUUGCAUUUGUUUAUUUUCAUGCCUACUUUGCAUUUUCCUCUUAGCAUAUGUCCGUUUCCUCACUCAGCUUUCUUGGUCACUUAGUUUUUUCUUAAUCAACCACUUGUAAAACGUCAUUCUUCAUUCUUCAUUCCUCAAUAUUCAUUCACUUUUACCACUUUUUCUUAUUACCAGUGUGUGUAAAUUUGUCUCUCAAGCCACCCUUAAAGUUGGCUUCAUUGGUUAAGCUCUGCUGAGUGGGAGGCCGUUGGUUCUAACUCCGUGAGACCAACACUCAGGAUUUUUCAUAACUGAGCAGAAAGUGCUGCCUUUGUAAAGACAUUAGCAAAAUGCAUAGAUUUUCUAGGCUUCUUGGAUAUUAGGGAUGAUAAAUCAUAGGCCCCAUCUCACAACCCCUGCACAUACACUGUCCCACACACUGUUUGUAAAGAGUAGGGGAAGUACAUGUAGUCCCCGGUACGUGGUCUGGUGUAUCUAUCAAGUGGGGUAGGGACUUAUGGGCCUGCAGUAGUUGACUUCACGUGCUGUUGCAGUGACCCUGCCAAGAAUUGGUGAUCCUACAUGUAAGUCAAUAAUAAAUAAAAUUAAGAAAGAUACGUCAUCAACAAUGAACAACUACCAACUGCAUAUUUUUAUUUUUAGGAUGUGCAUUCCAGAUACCGGACAGAAUCCCAUCAGGAUGUUGUGGGAAGAUUUAAUGAAAGGUUUGUUACCAUAAUUUGUUCAUUAAUUUUUGAUAACGCAUUUGAAAAGCUAGAAAUAUUUUCUCAUGUACAUCAUUAUGAACCAAUUUUGUUUAUUGAUAUGAGUAGAUAUUGUAAUCCUGUUUUCACAUUUUUGUGAUACAGUAGGUAAGGUUUUAGGUGGCUGCAAUUGGAUUUUUCAGGGCCAAUACCUUCCACGUUUGAGCAUUAAAUAUGUCACAAUUAACUUUUAUGGUUUGUCAAAUACAAAAGACUACAAGUAUUGACAGGAAAACCCUUAACAGGAACUACUUCCCUCACUGAAGGCUACAAUAAAUAAAAAUCAAACACCUUAUAAAAUCAUAAAUAAUUGAUCGUACUACGUAAAAAUUAUCUUUGCAAAACAGCAACACGACACUGAGAGAACUCAAAACAGAGUGGGAUUGUAGCCAUAGCAGGAUGGAUUCAAUACAAUAAUAGUGGAACAGCUGUCUAUGGCUGCAAUCCCGCUCUGUUUUGAGUUCUUUUGGUGUCAUGUUAGUGUGUUUCAGAGAUAGUUUUCAUGUAUUUCGAUCAGCAUUGCAGUAUUCUGCUUGCAGAAUUUACUAUGUCUACAUAUUACUAGGGAUAUUUGUUUUCCGUGUAGGGGAACACAUAUCACUCGGGAUGUCUGCUUCCCAGGUAUAGAAACAGAUGUCACUAAGAAUAUGUGUUUCCCAGGUAGGGGAACACAUAUCAGUGGGGGUAUACAUGUAUGUGUUUCUCGGGGGUGUUUUCCUGUUAGGGGAACACAUAAUUAUCACUAGGGAUUUGUGUUUCCCUGUUAGUGGAACACAUGUUACUUAAGGGAUAUGUGUUUCCCUAGUAGGGUAACACAUAUCACUAGGGAUAUGUGUUUUCCAGGUAGGGGAACACAUAUCACUAGGGAUUUGUGUUUCCCUGGUUGGGGAACACAUAUCACUAUUGAUAUGUGUUUCCCUGUUAGGGGAGCACAUAUCACUGGGGAUAUGUGUUUCCCUGGUAGGGGAACACAUAUCACUAGGAAUUUGUGUUUCCCUGUUAGGGGAACACAUAUCACUGGGGAUAUGUGUUUCCCGGGUAGGGGAACACAUAUCACAAGGGAUAUAUGUGUUUCCCAGGUAGGGGAACACAUAUCACUAGGGAUAUGCUUUUCUCUGGUAGGGAAAUGGGAUUUUCUUUUGAUGUCUUUUUCAAUUUUUUUGUCUGAUUUCUUGUCCCAUUUUUUUCUGAUUUCAUGUCUGAGUUGAUGUGCGAUUUUCUUGUCCGAUCUUUUGUCCGAUCCUUUUUUCCGAUAUAUUGUCUGAUUUUCGUGCGCGAUUUUGUCCUUUUUUUUGUCUGAUUUUUUUUUGCUAUUUUUUUGUGUUAUCUUUUGCCCGAUUUUCUUUGCGAUCUCUUGUCCGACAUCUUUUCCGAUUUUUUUCGAUUUUCUUGAAUCAAUGUCGGAUUUUAUAUCCGAUUUGAUGUCCGAUUUUGUAUCCAGACAAAACAUUGGACAAAAGAUCGGACAUGAUGUCAUUUCCAAUGUUAUCUCCGAUUUGAUAUCGGAUGUCCGAUUUGUUGUUCGAUGGCCGAUUUCAUGUUCGAUUGAUCUCCAAUUUAAAAUCCGAUUUGUCGGGACAACGUAUCGGACCUCAAAUCACACUAGAAAAUCAGACAAAAAAAAAGCAAAAAAAAUCAGCCAUAAAAUCGGACAAAAGAUCCAACAUGAACACAGACUAAAGGUCGGACAUGAAAUCGGAAAAAAAAAUUUGGACGACAAAUCGGACAUGUCAUAACAGUCAUAACGCAAUAAACAUUCCUGAGAUAAUUAUUUUGACUGUAAUUUCUGACAAAAAAUAGUUACAUUGUGGCUUUUUUCUCGCAAGUUUGCCUGUCUAGCAAUUUAUUAUACGGGCGGUAAUGUCAUUCUAAAAAGUUUUUAGAAUGUCUGGCUUGUUUUAAAGAAACUAUUUAAUAUUAUUACUCUACAUGUGCACACUGUAACAACAAAAGAAAGAUCUCUGCCAGUCAUUGUUAUUGUUGCGUAGCUGUGUCCAGAGGACAUUUCAUUUCUACAUGUCCUUUUUGUGUGAGAAAUAACAGUUAUGUUAAUUUUUUAAAUUAUUUUUUGCUGCAUCAAACAGAUUUAUAUUAUCACUGACAUCAUGCAAGAACUGUAUGGUGAUUGAUGAUCAGCUCAACAUUUUACCUGUCUCUUCACAUACUCUGACAAUUACUGCACUUCCACCUAAAUCAAAGGUAUUUCUUGUUUUCUGUUAUUUUCCCCAUUAGAUGUUGGUUAAACUAAAACUAGUUAAUUUGGAACACCAACCAACCUGUCUUCAAAAGUCCAUUACAGUGUACAUGUAAUUUCUUGUCAAUGAAAAGUUAUGCAUGAAAAACACUCAAUUCGAGUACUUAGGUCCGAGACUCUGGAGCAAGAUACCAAGCAAGGACAGAUCGGCUGCCAGUCUUAAGCAGUUUAAGACCCAGAUACGCAGUCUUGAUUUAAGUAACAUUUUAGAUGGAUAUAUGGAUUACGCUUUUAAUUACAAGAUUUUAGAAUUUUGGUAAUUCUAAACAGAGUUUUUGUAGAAUGUAUGUUAGUGAGUUAUCAUUAGUAGUUUCUAAUUCUAACUCUUAGUAGAUUCUAGUUUCGACUCUAUAUCAAGCGGUUUUGCAUUUUUAGAUUGUCUUUUAGCAAGUUAGGUGUCCCCUAUUAGCAGUGGCGAAUCCCCUCUGCUAGAUUUUUGCUUGACACGUUAAUAAAGUCAUCAUUGUUUAUUAAUGAUUUCCAAUCAAAUCGGUGAGAGUAAUAAUACAUGUAAGAUUAGAGUUCUCAAUUUCUGAUGGAACCUCAGAUGGCUCAAGCUCACCUUUACAAUCCUUAGUGAAGGGGAGCAUGGAAUAACACCCUACAUGUAGGUGACUCCUGAUCUUGUAUGAAAUUCUCUCUUUUGAUUCCCUAGAACAUGCAACUUAAGACUGUAACGAGAAUCUGUUAGUUUAUCCAAAGUCACUUGUGGUUUUAUCACCCCAGCUUUCAAAUGAUAAGCUUGCUCACAGGUGUAAUCAGCUGCCAUAUUACACCCACUUGCCUCAUUAUUGCUUCCACGUGGUUUUUUUUCGGGUGGGGGGUGUACAAGGACACACCAGGAAUCUUCAGAACAGGCUCAGAAGCUCAUACUCUGCCCGCUAAAUGUAUUUUGUUUGCAAUGUGUUCCAAAAUUGUUCAUACAGUACAGGACAUACUGUACAUGUAACAAAAUGUACUGCAGACUCUUCAUUCUACAGUUGUACUAACCUUUGCGUGGCUGGCUCAGUCGGGAGAGCACUGGUCUGCUGAGUGGGGGGGUCGCAAGUUCAAACCCCCAGGCUGGACCAACACUCAGGGUCUUUAAAUAACUGAGAAGAAAGUGCUGCCUUUGUAAUGACAGCUGCAAAUGGUUAGACUUGCUAGUCUUCUCAGAGAAGGGUGAAAAUCCGUACGUCCUGUCUCAUCGCACUUUCACUUCUCUGCUCCAGAAGAGUAGGGGAUGUAGACCCCGGUGGUGUGGCCAAACUUUCCUGGGCUGUGUGGGUUAUCUGUAAAGAGAGAUCAUAAAAUAAGGAUAAACUCUUGAUCUUCCUUCAGGUGUCAUAAUGGCUACCUGUAAGCAUUGUAUAUAUUAUGUAUACUACAUUAAUUUUAUACUGUUUUCAUACGUGAAUCGGUGAUAGUUGUGGAUGAUAAGUAUUGAUUUUGUGUAGAAAUCACUAGUCUUAUUCUCUGUUUUCAGUGGAGCCAUCGGGGGGGGGGGAGGUGUCUACGGGGCCCACCCUCUCAUCCAGAAAUUUUGUGGAUUGUAUUUUUAGCUACUCCCGGGACAAGCUGUCCCAGCUUGAGGCUUAGUCCGGUGAUCAAUCUUUUUUCCAAUACCUUAAUACAAUUUUUAUUGGGGAUGAAUAUAAAUGUUGUUGAAUAGAUCGCUGUACACUGUACUGUGCUCUGCCAAUAUUAUUCUUACAGCUGAGCAGCUUCACUACAUGUAGUUCAUGCAUGCUACUGUAGGCAAGAACUUUUAUUUGAAGCGCAGUUCUAGCACUGGGAGUUGUUCAGGUUAUGGUCACCUGUCGUUGUAACUCUCUUUCUACUUCUUUUACAUGUAGGAAGAGUCUAUGACAGCAAAUGAAGUUGAACUAAAGAGUUUGAAGGAAUCCUUGCAAGACACACAACCUGUUGGAGCCAUUAUCAGCUGCUGUCGCACUCUUGACCAGGUUAUUGUUAACAUUAGUUAUCAGUGAACAAUAGUUUUAUUCAUGAGUGUAAGAUUAGCUUGCAUGGAAAAAAUCUCCUUCCUUCUUGUUGAGUCUAUCUCUAAGUGUACAGCUGUAAGUAUUUGCAUUUUACUUCAGUUUCAUGGUCCUGUUCCUUAAAAGUUGGUUACUUUUGACCCCAGUUUAAGGCAAAUCAUAUGCAAAGUUUUUUCUCUGAAAAAAUCAUUAACUCUUAGAUGCAGCUUUGAUAACAGAACAAUUCUUUUAACAAUCAGUUGGAAUACAUGUAUUAUGAAUCGCAAAGUCAUUGUGAAAAUAGUCAAUUUUCCAAAUUUUGCAGUUUUCGCAAGGCCAUCGCGAAAAGUCGUUAAUUUUGUAACUUUUGUAGUUUUCGCAAGGUCAUCAAGAAAAAUCAUUAAUUUUGCAAAUUUUGCAGUUUUUGCAAGGGCCAUUGCGAAAAAUUGCUCAUUUUAUAAAUUUCGUAGCAGAGUUCAAUUCUGGACAUAAGUGGUACGGUGUGCAUGUAUGUUCAAACCUCCUGAAUAUAAUCAUCAGAGACAGACUCAGUGCCUGCAUAUUUAUUAAACACUGAUCAUGUCAAUGUGGGAACGUUUUUGUGAAGUUUCUUAUCUUCGGGACAAAGAGAUAGAUAGGUGUCUGGAAGGAAAGGAUUACAUAAUUUCCUCCCUGAGUGGGAUUUUGUGUGAUUUCUGUUCCAUGAAAGGAAUAUAUGCUACAUGUAGUUUCUUUAGCCAGACUUGUCCAACUAGGACAUCAUUUGCAUGAUUACUCCACCAAUAUGUACUGCACAUGUAAACCUGGGUUGGAAGCAUCAAUUUGACUUACUAAUGAUCAUGGAAACAAAUUGCUGUUACCGAGACUCAGCCUAAAAUGCCCAUAGUAGAGAGAAGUCGUUACAUCACAUUGCCAUGGUAGCAAAAUUUCUUGAUGACAACAAACCGAAACUGUCACUUAAAAAGUGAAUUUGCACUGUUUCACACUUCAUCGAUCUCAUUCAAUUUUAUUUCAUUUGUCAAAUACUGUGAAAUAUUCUGGGGUGGAAUCCGAAAGGACCGUAUUUAAGUGUGUAAAAAGAAAAAGGAAAGUUUUGUGUUGUGUUCACCUACUCCAUAAAGCUCUGCUGACGUGUAAAAUUAGGACGUUUCAUGUCGCAGUCGUGCAACGACGGCUAAGAAAUGUACAAAAAAUCGUGAUGCACGUGCAAAGUUGUUGCUUUGCGUAUACAGCUAUUUCGAAAAAGGUUGUCGGAAAAAGUGCACGCGACAAUCCCGAAAGGUAUUGUGGGUGGCUUUGAGGGCACUGUUCUUCAAAGAAAUUUGAAAGAAUGGUACGGGAGGCCACGGACAUAUGUUUGCGAGUACUAAAGGAAAGCAACAAAAGUAGGUUCGACAGCUUCAGUCGUUACGAACAGUGUAUUAAUCAUAUCCCAUAUUACCUUUCGGGAUUGUCGAGUGCGCAUUUCUUCCGACAACCUUUCUCAAAAUAGCUGUAUAAAUCUAUUGCUUUUUGCCGUUCUCGUUGUCGUUGCCCUCGUCAUUGCUUAAGCUUCCUAUUCUGGUGAUCCAAAAAUUUUGCUACCAUGGUAGCAUGUUGUCACACUUCUCCUUUCUAUUGCGAUUAAAUUUAAAUGCCCAGUACACUUUGUAUACAUGUACUCCUGUAGCUGUGAUGGCUUACUAUAUGUUUCUGGUCUUUUAAGGCCAAAGCUGUCCUCAAAUUUGUGGAAGCCAUAUCAGAGAAAACUCUACGGAGUACUGUGACCUUGACUGCUGCACGAGGGCGUGGAAAAUCAGCUGCUUUGGGACUAGCACUAGCCUCUGCUGUUGCAUUUGGGUAGGUAAUAAAGUACACAAUCGAAGUAGCAUGUCGUAUGCUGCAGAUCUGAGAUCUGAAGAGGCUGUUUGGGGGAGGAGCUGGGCUCAUUUCCUGAACAGCAGUUGGUAAUCGAGCUUAACCAUAGCUCAUUAGGAUUUCAUCCACAGAUUUAAAAUUAAGAGUGGCAAAUUAAUGAUCUUGCCAUAACUUGGUCUAGAAGGGGGAGGGAGUGGGGGAGAGAAGGGUAAAAUAUUCUUUUUCCUUGUUUAGCUGAUUAUUCCACGUUAUAAUUCAUUCAAAUUAUAUCUCCGUUUCUGAUUGGCUCAAAUCUCCUAGCCUACGUGUAGCCGCACCCCGUGGGAAGGGUGCGGCUACACGUAGGCUAAAAUCUCCCGGCUAAUUCUUCACAACCGAACUUGCUCGGGAUUGUUAGCCUGCGUCGUAGACGUAAUCUAACUCCCGGGUCACUAACGUCUGCGAAGCAGCGCUGAUUUCCUAGUUCUGGGCCUCCAACGGUCUUAACGAAUUACCGGAACUACCGCGCGGAUGUACGUUUCGAAUUUUCCUUCAACCCGAUUGGCAAAUCGACGAUGGCAUUUUUAACAGGCCAAUCAUGGCGCGUAUUUAAAUCCUGGUACACAGGUGGGACCCAGAACAAGGAUUUUAGCGCUGUUUCGCAGACGAACUUAACCAGAGUUUAGUUUCCUCUGUGACGCAUGCUAAGGACUGUUAGAUUGUAGCCUAUCGGCAGGUUAGGGACGUGUAUUAAGGUCCCCAAGAAUACCUAUAUCUCGUGUUUUUUUUUUACGUGUAGGUACUCCAACAUGUUUGUCACCUCACCAAGUCCUGAAAAUUUAAAUACACUGUUUGAGUUUGUUUUCAAAGGAUUUGAUGCAUUGGAGUUUCAGGUUUGUAAUCCAGCAAAAAUUCCGUGAGUGAUCUGUAAAAUGGCAUUGAGAUCGUGAGUGAAAGCGAAAUAGGCUUCACUAGUACCGAUUUAUACGCUUGAGCGAAGGGAGACGAGGUAGAGGAAACUUUUUUUACAGUCAAGCCAAUUGAAGUGUAUCCCCUAAGAUUCUUUUAAUGAAUUUAUUAUUCGAAAGUUGAAUCUGUUAGUAGUUGUGGAUUGCAGAUUCAUCUCUGCAUUCUUGCAUGCGUAAUGAGCCGUGAAUUCACUCGCGAGGCAGUCAGGAAAUUUCUACCAGCUCAGCUUCCCUGAAUUUUAUGGAAAUGUCUUCUAAGAAAUGUAAUCCAUUGAAAGAUGUUCAAUCUGACCAAAUACAGAAGAGUUGUCGUAAAAUAUUCACAGCUUAUUACACAUGCAGGAAUGGCGAUUUGACUUUGACACUAGUUACGGGAACGACUAACUGAUUCAUUUUUCAAACUGUUUUUUAAGUGAUCGAAAUUUUUGUGCAGUUUCACUUCUUGGGUUCUUAUGGAAAGGACUUUGUAACGAAAUGACCGGUUUCCCUUCCAGGGCGUGAGAAAAGGUGCUGUCCAAUAGGCUGGGGCUAGUGGAGCGUCCCUAGCCUCCCACUCAGACGUUCAUAGGGGUUUGUCGCGCGUUCCUGCCCCGCUAGUGGGGCAGGAACGCGUUAUGAACCUCUAAGAACGUCUGCGUGGGAGGCUAGAGCGUCCCUUGAGGCUGGCAUGUUGUUAUUACGAGUUAUUCAACUGGCAAGUGACAUUUGUGGAGAUAAAAUACUUUCAAGUGAUUGAGGGGGCGGGCAUAGGCCUGCAUGACCUAAUUGUAGGCCUGGGGUAGUAGACUUCAGCAACACCUUGCUUAAAAGGCAAGCGAUUUUUCCCAGUUUUUAUCUCACCCUGAGAUUCCAUAAGGAAUGUGAGUUAACCGUCUGGCCAACAUGCCACCACAAUAAUUAUAGGUUUGUUCCUAUAGCAGCUGCUAAUAAGUGAUGUCGGGUUUGUGUAAUGCAUUUGAGUAUGAUCGAUCUGUAUCUUUGUAAGUGUCUCGGAUCUUCAUUACUACUUUCCAGAAGAAAAAAAAAAAAAGAAAAAACGGGCAACGUCGCAAAUCAGUCCCUCUUGCAACAAUGUUGCAAAACAAGUUGCACGUUGUCGUUGCCCGUUUUGCCAUAGCGUUACCACCGACGUACACUUCUCAAAACAAUAACUUGGUUAUAUUCUAGGAACAUCUAGAUUAUGAGCUGGUGCAGUCAACUAAUCCUGAAUUCAACAAAGCAGUUGUUAGAGUGAAUAUCUUUAGAGAACACAGGCAAACAAUUCAGGUAGAUGUUCUUUCUUGUUUUACUGGUACAUGGACCUACAACUAAACAUACGUUAUCGCAAAAAUCUCGCGGAGCAAAAAAGGGUCAGAGAGAAAGUAAACGGGGACAAGCCGAAGGGUAAAAAUACGAUGAAAGAAAAAAGAUGAAAGUAGCCACCCCGGGAUUUGAACCUGCACCCCAACUUCCACCGGCGCAAAAAGUGAAGCCUCAUGCCACAUGGGUACACAGGGGACACAAGGGACACAGGGGACACAAAGGGAAACAGGGGAUACAGGGGACACAAGGGGACACAGGGAGACACAAGGGACACAGGGAACACAAGGAGACACAGGGAACAUAAGGGACACAGGGGACACAGUUGGACAGAGUGGUCACAGGGGGGCACAGGGGACACAAGGGGACACAAAAGGACACAAGAGACACAUGAGGACACAAGGUACACAAGGGGACACAGGGGACACAGGAGACACAGGGGGACACAGGGGACACAAGGGACAGAAUUGGGCACAGGGGACACCAAGGGACACAAAGGAUACAAUUGGACACGAGACACAAUUGGACACAUGGGACACUGGAGGGCACAGGGGACACAAUGGGACACGGGGGACACAGAAAUAAUGCCAUUUCGCAUUAUUUCCGUGUUAUUCACUCUCGGACUUUUCUUUGAGAUUAACCGCAAUUUCACAAUAGCAAUGCUUACGUUACAUAUGGUAAUAACCUCAAGCGAAGUUCUGAGUCUCUCUACUUUUUUGACCCCUCCAAAUCAAUAACAAAUAUCAACUCUCCUUUUAUAGUACAUUCACCCAUCUGAUGCGCACAAGCUUGGUCAAGCGGAAUUAGUGGUGGUUGACGAGGCUGCUGCUAUACCUUUGCCCCUGGUCAAAGAUCUCAUGGGUCCUUAUCUUGUCUUUCUCUCGUCAACUGUCAACGGGUAAGGUUGAAAUUUGUGCUGAAAUAAAGGGAAUUUCAAAGUAACUUUCUUUCCAGCUGCAGUCAAACCUCCACCUACGGUCACCUCUCCACAACUGGCAAUUUUUUUCUGCGGACAGUCUAUAAAUUGACUCUUGUUUCAACUUCUCUACAACGGCUACUUUCUUCUGUCCCCAAGGUGGCCGUUGUGGAGGGGUUCAACUGUAAAGGUUUUUAUAGCUUUCCGAAUGCUGAUUCAUCGAGUGGAGGUACAGUCCCGUUACCUUUGUUAAGUUUGCUUAAGGAACAGUGCAAUUCAACUCGGAACUGGGUUGAAGGAAAUAAGGAAGGCGUCGUCCAAGAAAUUUCUAGCCAAAGGAAAAUUUGAACUACAACAUAUGCGUUUAGGUGGAAGUCUUCGUUACUUUAAAUUUUUCAGAUAUUUGCAAUAUUGUUUGAUAAUACAGCAAAGCAUUAUUUUGUCCACGUGUUCAACCGGAUGUUACUAAAACGGAGAACGGGGAAGUGAAAAAUGGGAACAGAACAGAGAAUUGAAAAUAAAGUGACUGAUAGGGCUAGGCUUUAAGUUCGGUUUUGAUCCUUUUUUUUCAUUUUUCCGUUCGUUUGUUUGCUUCCUGUUCCCCAGCCGGUUCCCUGAACUCAGAUAGUGGGGAAGACGCAAAGUGAAAGGCGCGCGAAAAGUUGGCGGGGCGCCCUUCCUCUCCCCACUUUCCUCGCGUUUUUUUUUUAAUUUUAUGUUCGCGUUUCAGCGGACUCGACUAUCUCGGAGCCCGGAACACCUACCCGUUGCCCGUUUACCAUUUUGGUAACAUCCCUGUUGCCGAACGGAAAUUAUAAGAGUGGUGGGUUCCCUGUAGUAGUUUCUAUGGCGCUUUGGAUGAAAGCAAAUCUGAUAGUAGAUUUUCCCACCUAGGUAUGAAGGAACUGGCAGAUCUUUGUCUUUAAAACUCAUCCAGCAGCUGCGAGAACAGAGUGCACCCUUAGGCUCGUCAUCAUCAUCAUCGCAAUCUGCAAACAAAGGAAGCAGUUCCACUCCUCUGGGCCGUACUCUUAAUGAGAUAACACUGAAUGAGUCAAUCCGGUAUGCUCCAGGAGAUGAGGUGGAGAGAUGGUUAAAUCACUUACUGUGCUUGGAUGCUACUGUGGUACAGAAACUUACUUCAGGAUGUCCACUGCCUGAAAACUGUGAUCUGUAUCCUUUUGGCGUUCCAUGAUGGUGUUAUUAUUUUUAUUUUUUAACUGUAUAAUUGGGCAUAUUUAGUUAGCGUAGCAAUUUCUGAUAGAACGAGGAAUUUUCAUGGUAGAUAUGUUCUUUUGCAAGUGCUAUUUAUAUUAGAGUGUAAUCGAAAUUGCUAUAACCCUUUCUGUGCACUAAUAAGAUGUAGUUUCUCCAGUUGUAGGACUCGUAUGACUCAUACCGCUCGAAAAGCCCCUCUCAGAAAUCUGCUCUCAAUUUCUAAGUGUCGCUAAGUAGAUGCAAUUUCACCAGUUGUACAAUUCAUACGAGUCGUACUACUCAAAAGGCCCCCCCCUCGACAAUUUUGCUCUCAGUUCUUCAAAGUGUCGCUAAUAAGAUGCCAUUUCACCAGUUGCGCGAAUUUUACGAGCCGUACCACCGGAAAAGGGCCGCGUCUCUACCUUCACCAUAUGAACUAAUCGCACAAUUUGACGACUCGUACCACUUGAAUCUUAACUUUUACGACUUGAACAAGUGGACAUGAGUGUUACAUUAGCCACGAGUGUUCUCUAGAUAGAGAACGCGCGAGCUUGAGUCUCCUUUCGCGCGUGGCGCUCGCUCUUAAUUUUUCACGAUAUCCCCCGAAUGGAGAGCUUGGUCGCAGGUUAUGUUGACAUCAGAGUGUUUCUUAAGUUGCAAUUAUUAAAUAUGAACGAGGAGAAGUCGAUGUUGACUCGAAAUGAGUAUCCCUAACGCGGUUUAUUUUCUCAAGCCGGAAACAUAAGCUCGAACUCUCCCCAACAUUGGAAAGUUUCGUGUCAUAACAUUAACAAAAUUUUCUAAUCUGAAUGGCUCUGAGCAGCCUGUUUUUAAUAUCAAUAGGACAGUGUAGUGGGAUUAUUCACGUCAUUGCUAAGUUAUUGAACGAUAUACGUCAUCACGCUGGCUGUAAUAGUACAGUUGUCAUCAAUGGAUUUCUUUUCUUCCUGCAUCUAGCAAAAGACUAAGGGCGAUAUUUUUCUUUCAUCAGCUAUCCCUUGUCUAAAUUUAUUUACAACCGUUUUUGAGAUGACUUUUUUUUAUACAUGACCUUAAUGGCAUCCUUCAGAUAUUAUGUCAACCGGGACACUCUUUUCUCGUAUCACAAAGCAUCUGAAGUUUUCUUACAGAGAUUGAUGGCUCUCUAUGUAGCUUCACAUUACAAGGUAGUUACUGCAAAGUUGUGUGUAAACUCAUAGGACAACUCAUCCCCACGUCAAGGCUCACUUCGUGAAACUCAUCGGUUCUUUGUUUAUUUAGGCCCGAUUUCCGCCGCUCUCCCUGACUCGUCCCCGGUCGUCUUCGCAUAACGCGCGCGGCGUCACUCUGCGCGCCACUACACCCCACCCAGACCCUUGUUUUCACUAAAACCGCUGGGCGCCAACCCGGUUGAGGUCAUUGUUAUCUAAGGUUUUCCAGUAAUCGAGCCUAUGGUUUGUCACGGUAGUGUAGCAACUGGCUUAUUAGUCUUCCUAUCUGGAGGCCAGUAUUUAAGCCCUGGCCAUGAAAAUGGUACUGUUUGCUUGGACACUGCUCCACUCUGACACACCCCUCACACGUGCGCGAUCUAUUCACGUGUGUGAAUGGUCACGCGUAUGUGUAGUCGACUCGUCGUAUACUGAAAAAUUCUUGAAACCAACUCUUCUUACUGCGCUCGUAGAAUUUUAUUACUUCUUUUUAUCGUGUAUUUUUCUAGAACACUCCAAACGACCUGCAGCUAUUAUCUGAUGCGCCUGCGCAUCACAUCUUUUGCCUGCUGGGACCUGUUGACCCAGCACAGAAUAUCUUACCUGAAGUUUUCUGUGUGCUGCAGGUAUGUGACUUUGUUAACCACGUAUAUCAGAGGCGGUUUUCAUUGUACUGAUUUUUGGUGAUGGUGCGGAGGUGAAAGUGAUGGAAGCUGUAGAAGUCAUGUGCUUGAAGGCGGUAAUGGUUGUGGUACAAAUGGCGCAUUCACCUAAUGAUGUAAUAAAGAUUGAACUGUAUAAUACGGACGCUUUAACACAGUAGCUAACCAAAACCAAUGAUAGGUUUUUGCAACACCAGAAACGACCAUUCAAAAUGAUGAUAAUUUGACUGUGAUAAUGAAAUAAUGAUGGCUUGUUGGUGUCAAAAGUGGUGAUGGUGGAGGCAUUUGUGUUAACGGUGGUGUUGAUCAUUAAUGAUGAUGAUGAUGAUGAUGAUGAUGAUGAUGAUGAUGAUGGUCGCCAGUGUUGAUCUUGAUGAUGGUGGCGGCGUUGUGGUUAUUUUGUUGAGGUGGUGAUGGCGGUGGUGGUGGUGGUGGUGGUGGUGGUGAUAAUGAUGGUAGCAGUGAUGAUGAAGAUGAUGGUAGUUAUGGAGAUGAUGGCAUCGUUGAAGAUGACGAUGGUGGUGGCGAUAGCAGUUGUGGUGAUGAGGGCGGUAAUGAUUAUGAUGAUGAUGAUGAUAGUAAUGAUGAUCGCAAUAACGGAAGUGUGGAUGGAGAGUGUGGUAGUCGUGGUAGUAACGGCGGUGGUGAUGAUGGCAGUAGGUGCGUUAACUUGUGUUGUUAAUGGUAGAAGCUGAGUUUCACUCUCUCAUUUCAGGUGUGUUUGGAAGGCGACAUUUCCAAGUCUUCCAUCAUGAACAGUCUGUCACGUGGCAAAAGAGCAUCUGGUGAUCUGAUACCUUGGACAGUGUCACAGCAGUUCAAUGAUCAUGACUUCGCCGGUCUUUCUGGGGGAAGAAUUGUUCGAAUUGCCACCCAUCCUGACUUCCAAGGGGUAUGCCUACUUAAAAUUGUUCCACCACUGAUUUUCUCCCCAUUUUCUACCUUAUUGUGUUCGUCAUUCUCCUGAACUUGUUGCCCGAAAAGACUUGGGUAGAAAAUUGUGGUAGUGUAAAAUAGUGUACAUUUUUCCUUGUAUUAUUUCCUCUAACUAAACAUUAUAUAACAGCAUAAAGGUGCAGGGCAGUAGCUUUUGAAAGUUUUCCUAUUUUCGUACCACAUGCAGAGGUUCAAUGGUUUACCCAUCUAAUUUGGGCUUACGGAUAAUCGCAAGAAACCGUCGUUUCCGUUGGCUUAAAAGUCAAUGUUCGACAAUCCACGUCCACGAACUUAUGACCUUCAAUAAAAACUAGUUAAUUAGAACAAAUUGAUGAAGCAUAAUAAAGUCGAUAAACAACAUUCACGGCAAACGCUGCGUAACACGGAGAAAAUCCGAUCGUAAUUUCCAAAAAACGUUUGAGAACUUUCCUCUUGAUGAUUGGCGUGGCUACAUCAAACUCUUCAAAGAGAGUUUCAUCGCUAACUAGUAAGGUUUAAGUGGAUUUUAAAAUCCACGCCUUUUCAUCCCUCCUCCCCCCCCAGACAGACACACACACCCACACCCCGCCUCUCCAUCAGUACUCCGUCUUACGGGUGUUUAAAGCAAGUUAAAGCUACUCGGAAAGGAAAGAAGACGAAAGAAGGAUUUGAGGUCACACCUGGGAAUCGAACUCGGGACUUCACGCACAGAAUGCCGCGCACCAGCCGACUGCGCUAAUCCUUCCUCCUAAUAUGGUGCUUUAAUAAGCAACGACGACGACGACGACGGCAACAAUUAAGAACGGCAAAGAAAAUAGGUUUAGAUUCAAUUUGGCAAAACAACAACUUUGCACGUGCAUCACGCUUUUUUUGUACCUUUCUUUGCCGUAAUUGCACGACUACAGCAAUGAAAUUAGAGGUUUUUAGGAGGUGCGUACCAUUCCCGACUACCACCUGAAACUGCCUUAUUUCAAGUUUUGUAUAGGACGUGAACACAAGACAACGACUUUCUUUUUCUUUUCCUGAACUUCGAUACAGUCCUUUAGAAUUCAACUCCAGAAAAAUUUGCCAACAUUUGACGAAUUGAACGAGAUGGAAUAAGCGCGAUAAGUUUGAAGCAGCGCGAAUUCUCUUUUUAAGUGACGUUUUUGUAGCCGUCGUCGUCGUUGGUGCUUAAGCUCCUUAAUAUCACAUAAAACAUCCUUUCUCGUGUUGAUAGAGUACUAUCUUGUGAUAAAUGCCAUCACUGGAUACUGUAUUACAGUAGUAAUCAUAACUAUGACAAAAUUCUCAAAUCUGAUUGGUUCUCAACUGCCCUGAUUUCAGCCUUAAUAGGACAGUUUGAUAGGACAGUACGCGUCAUGCCUAAGUAAUUGGACAGUACGCGCCAUCACGCGCGCGCUUAAAUGGCUUUUUUGUUUUCAUUGCUAGCGAAAAAAUCGUGGAAUUUCUUGUGUUUUGAUUUAAAAAGAGCCCUAUAUAUCUCGUGAUUAAACAAAUCGGACUCCCGCUACGCGGUCGUCCGAUUUUGUUAAUCACUCGUAUGAUUACAGACCGAAUUGGACUGCACUCAGUCCUGUUACCAUUACAAACGACACUGAGAUUCCAUUCGCUGACUCAAAAGCACUAUUUUAACAAAUUCAAUGCUGGCAUUUUCCGUUUUCGUCACAGAUGGGAUAUGGUCGACGAGCAAUGAACCUCCUUAUUCAGUAUUAUGAAGGAAAUAUUCCCAGUUUAGCUGAGGAGAGUAAAGAGGAAAGGCAAAUUCCAACAUUAACUGAGGACGAGGAUUUUGGUUUGCUCAAAGAGGUCAUAUCCCCCAAAAGCAAUCUACCACCUCUGUUGUUAAAACUGAGUGAAAGACCUGCCGAACAACUUGACUACCUUGGGGUGUCAUAUGGCCUGACAGGGCAACUGCUUAGGUAAUCGUAUAACGUGCAGUAAACCGAAGAAAUAGAGCUUAUACAUGACUUAUAAGACAAAACACUAAGGGUGCGUUGGAUUGAUCGUAUUCACGAAUAAGAAUACGCAAACGUUUUGUUACAAAUCCCUUUUAUCGUGAUUUUUGGACUGCUUAAACGCUACAUACAUCGGAAUAUUUUAUUUCAAGUAGAUUUCUAGAUAUUGCAAUGCUCUGAAUGCCAAAAUAAGUGAUUUCUGGAGUUUAUUCCAUCUAUUCUUAUCACAGAAUACGACACAAUCGUUAUCAUUGGAGAGAUUUACAGUCACUUUUAAGGUAAACAACAAACGGCCAUUUGUACCACGUGACCAAGUUUUCCAUUGAUAGAUUUGGGAAAGACAACGGGACAACAUUGAAGACAACGCGCGCAGAUCUAAAAACCGAAAUGACCAAUGGCAGAGCGGGAUCGGAAGUCGCGUCCAGUCCUUUCCGCACGCUUUCGCGUUCUCAUUUACCAUUGCAUCAUUAUCGAUCAUCUUUGUCGUGUUUUUUACCAUCAGCUACCCCUUCCUUGAAAUUCAAAUUACAAACUGUGUCACGUGUUGUAGACAUACAGUGUACUAGAAAACCAGUUCAGAGACGUAAACACAAAAAAAACGUCGUUGAAGUUUUAUGCAUUAAAGUAUCGUGCCAUUCAUCUUGGUAAAUAGAAAUUGAUCAAUUUUAUGUCGUACCCAGUACACGAGAUAUUUGAUCAACUGCAACGUAAUGAAGAAAAUCAAAGCUAAAAAAAAUGGCAGUUGUGCUAGCCACAACAUUUGUUUUACUCGCUUCUUUCCAAGUUAUGACGGAGGAUUGAAAAAAAUGCGUUUUGAUUUUUUUUGUUAUAGAUUUUGGAAGAAAUCAGACUUUGUUCCAGUCUACUUGCGGCAAACUCCGGUAGGUUAAUAGCUUUGAUACGUAAGGUCGGUGAAAGUCAUUAAGAAGAAGGUGAAAGUGAGGGAAUUAUCAUCAUUCAAAUAUAGCUCGCAUUAAACGUAGUGCUACUGCCAUGUCAAACUCAAUUCAUUUAUUAUAAAUGCGUUCAACUAAGAAGAAAACGUUUUAAAGGUUAAGGUCUAUGCUUUGUUUUCGACGACAACUACUUAAUUAGACUGAAUUUAAUUGGACGUCUGAAACCAAGUCACGCUACAAUCUCGCUACAGUCCUGCUAAAGUCGAUCCAGCUUCGCAUUGCAGUAUCGCGACGUUUGAAACAGGCCCAAGUGGCAACCCUUAACUUAUUGAACGAUUAUUUUCUGCUUUGAGGCAGAGUUUUUGUAAGUUUUAUAUUCACUGUAUUCUUAUUUGUAGAAUGAUUUGACAGGCGAACAUUCUUGUAUUAUGCUGAGACUUCUCAAUGACUCAGAAGAGGCCUCUAGGGAGAACUGGCUUCAAGCCUAUAUGGCAGGUAAAUUGAAAAAGAGUACCUAGUAUAUACUGCUACAAUGAGUCGAGUAUAAUGGAUGAUUAUCCACUUACAACGUUGAACUGUGUUUAUCAACGGCAUAAGGGAAAGUCAAGUGCGCAAGUCCGUGAUGUACGUUACAACAGCGCAUAGUUCCAUGAUGUAAGCCCAGCAACAGAAUCUUGCAAUAAACAGCUUCUUGAGUAAGAUUUCUUUGUUAAAAGAAGUUGCGUUUUUGUGUUUUCGUGUGAAGUUUCCUUUUUGCGCAUUUCAAACGCACUUUCGGUCAGGGACUGUAGGCUUUUAAAGCACGUGAAAGUUGAACGGGAUUCGAACCCAUGACCUCUGCGGUACCGCAACAGUGCUCUCAGUACCGAGCUAUCAAGCCAAUUGGGGACUAGGAGCUGUAUGCCACAUGACUUCGUAAUGUUCCAAUAAGAGGUGGAGAUAUUAAAGAUGAUGUUCUUUUACGUGAUCGAUGAUCUCUCACGUGUUAGAUCGUUCUCCUUCAGUUUACGUAUAUGAAAUUUUUUAUGGUAAUUUCGCAGUUAAGAUUUUGUUGGGGAAUAGUUUAAUUAGCUUUCAAGGAUGUGAAUAAUUAACAACUAUUGGACGAGGCUGAGUAUCAUCUGAAGAAUUAUGGAGAUUGAGGAGGGUGUUAUCCGCCGAGGCCGAUUAACACCCGCGGAGAUCUCCAUAAUUCUUCAGAUGAUACGAAAGCCGAAUUCAAUAAUUGUUUUAUUAUUCAUUCAAAAUAAUUUCUAGUUUAAAAACAAGCUAAAACAUGCUUACCUCCAUCGAUGUUAAAUUCAUCUUCAAUUACCUGUUUAUCGGCUAGUUUAGAAGAUGAAGGGUUGUUCAGUACUGCAAAUAUUCUCCAAAUAGCAGAUGUCGUCCCUCGAGUUGUCUUCAUGCUGUUUUUGCUAUGUAUUUAGCCAAUAGUUCGCUAUUGCUUCCUCGUGAAGUGAGUGAAAUGUUCCGCCAUAUUGUACUCACUACCAAAACAACUCAACCGCAUCCCCAGGUCUUCUCAGUUAACUGUUCAAUAAUCUGGCAAUUUUGCUGCACAAUUGACGUUAUUUUUCACAUACCGCAAAAUUCUUUCAAAUUUGGUCGACAGUAGCUGGUUAUGACGAAUUAUGCGUGGGAUUUUAGCCAAUCAGAAACUGAGAAAUAUUUUGAAUGAAUAAUAACUCGUUUCAUUUGAUUAUUUACGUGUAAUGAAGUACUUUUAUAUGCCUGUUUAUUUUACCUUUUGUCCAGACUUCCGCAGAAGGUUCCUGUCGCUUCUUUCCUACCAGUUUCGCAGUUUUCAUCCAUCACUGGCGUUGAGUAUCCUGAAGAAUAAGAGCGUCAAAGAAGAGAAGAAAGGUUAGGAUGACCAUCAGUAUGCCGCACUGGACUCGAUGCUGUUGCCCCGUUAGCUCUAAUGUGGAAGAGAUAAAGAACACUCCCUUCUUCAAGUUCUUCAAAUGUUUCUCACCGCGACUUGAAAGGCAGCCGGGGCUGAAUGUUAGUUUGCGAGCAAGCUCUCUGGGGGCGAGGGACAGCACCCGGGAUUCAGCUAAAGGAAUCCGGAAUCCCGCUAGCUCUCCGGGGAGGCUCUGGGGACGGGGGACAGCGCCCGGGAUUCUGCUAAAGGAAUCCGGAAUCACGGUAGCUCUCCGGGGUUGCCUGGGGGCGGGAACAGCGGUAUUCAGCUACAGGAAUCCACAAUCCCGCGAGCUCCCCGGGGGGCUCUAGGAACGGGGGACAGCACCCGGGAUUCAGCUACAGGAAUACGGAAUUACGUUAGCUCUCGGUGGGGGGGGGGCUCUGUGGACGGGAGACAGCACCCGGGAUGCAGCUAAAGGAAUCUGGAAUCCCUCUAGCUCUUUGAGGGACUCUGGAGGUGGGGGACAGGAAUAGAGCCCGCCAGAGAGCUUUCUCGCAGGCUAGCUGAAUGUAUUUCACCAUGACUAAAUAAAGACUAUUGUCAAAUGGGAAAAGUAGUUGAACCACUGGAAGAAAGGAUUCUCACUGUGAAUGCUUUUUAGGUUUAACAAAAGGAGACUUAGAAGCAGUACUUACGACGUACGACAUUAAAAGACUGGAUCUUUAUUCACGCAACAUGGUGGACUAUCAUCUUAUUACAGAUCUACUCCCAGCAGGUAAGAGAUUAAGAAUGUAUAAAUUGUCUGGUUUGCCACACUAAUUACAAAAAAUAUAGGAAAAGAAGAAGAAGAAAUAAAAAAAAAAAAGAAGUGGCGAGGAGACCUAACAGAAACUAUAGGAGCUUAUGAGAGGUUAGGCCUCCUCGAACUAUGAGCUAGAGCUGUUUCACAUCAAUUGAAGAGAAGAAGGCUCAUACUAAGGCAAUGUGUCCCCGUGCAUUCUUUCGCAUCGUCAGUUUCUCAACUUUGUAAAGGGAUGUAAACAGAUGGUUAUUUAAUCCUGCCAACACUACUGAGCUAUACACCGCUAUUCUGAGUUAUGCACUUCUCUGAAGAGAUUUACAAUUGCGCUGAGAUAUACUGAGCUAGACGUUGUUAUACAGAGCUGCAGACCGCUUUCAUGGGCUGCUGAUAGCUAUCCCUGCCUAUACACGUCUAUACUGACAGAGUACUUUAUUGUACACAACAAUACACAGCUUUUUCAUAUGACUGCUUCCGCGAGAGGGCAAGGUGGAGCGAAUCCUGAGUUCUGAUUGGCUACCUGAGCGGGAGAGAUAGGCUCAUCUUGCCCGCUUGGGAUUUUCAGUGUAAGAAAAAAAAAAGAUCUUUUGGCCAUGUAGUUAACCCUCUAUCAACCAAGCCUCAUUCUUGUUUUUUUCUUUGUGUUUUUAUGGAUUUUCUGUCUGUCUCGGUCCACUAAAAUACAAAAAUAAGAACUUGGCCAAUACCCAGCCAUCAUGACUUCACGCUUGGUCAAGAAUGCAUAUAUACCAAACCGUACACCGCUAUCCCGAGCCGCGGGCCACUAUACCAAGCUUUCCACCGCUUUGUUUAGCAACGUUGUCAGUGGCAGCGUCUUUCUCAGUCUUUCUGUCACACUCUCUUGGUUGGGGAGUUUAAAGACCCUUCAGAGGAGGUUGUUUAGUGCAUUGUGCACCGCUUAAAGGGGCUGUACACAGCUUUUCUAAGUUCACAGUUAUAUGAAGCUGUACACAACACUCGCUUAUUAUCACUGGUAAAAGUUUUAAAAAGCGUCAUAAUAAAAAGAGUAUUGCGAGGAAGUACACUGUAACGGAAAGUGAAAUUACUUCCUCUAAACUAAUCACCCCAUAUUUCUUGCCUUCACAGUUUCUAGGCUCUUUUUCCUUCAGAAGCUGGACUUUGAUCUUUCUGCCGUGCAGUCCGUAAGUUGCCUAACUCACAUAUAACUUAACUUUAAGAAAAAAACUGUAGAAACACCUCUUACUUAACUUGUUCCUUCCCCUCCAUCGUCCCUUUGUCAGCUUUGUGUUUUUUUUGUGUGUAUUUUCUUUAUCUCUUUUUUUUUAUACCUUAUUCCUUCCUAUUAUUGUUACUCUGCCUUCGCCGUUCAUUUAAAUAAUAUCAAGUUUAUCUUUUGUAAUUAAAUAAUAGGGAAAUCCCACGUUAUAUAUGCCUAAUGGUUCCUUUGGGCUUUCUUGCCAUAUUCUAACGGAUUGCUGUAGUUUAUUACUAUGUCAUGAUAAGGUGGUGGAAUAAAAAGAAAAUUUCCAUUGCCAUUGACUUCAGUGUCUGAUCUCCUCUGCUGAGUUCCUUCUCUACUGUUUCACUUGCUAAUUAUUUCUUUCUUUUGAACAGGCUCUUCUACUCGGUCUUGGACUACAACACAAGACUAUAGAAACCCUUGAGGUACUUAUAAGAUCUUAAUUCAAAUUAUCACGAUCAAUUUCAACAUAUAACAUAUUUUUCCUGUGUGUGCUUCUUGUAGAAAGAAUUAGAAUUGCCUUCUUCGCAGCUACUUGGUCUCUUCAACAGAACAAUAAGGAAAGUUGUACAGGUAAGAACUGAUGUUCCUGUUGUGUUCUUUAUUGUGUGUCAGUGGGCUUCACAUAGCCUUCGAGCCGAGAGAGAACGCGCGUGCGAGCCGCCCCUCGCCCUGCCUCUCGUCUCCUUUCGCGUGCUACUCUCGCGUGACCUCUCGUGGCUCCCCCAGAUGGAGAGCUCUCUCGCUGGCUAGAAAGCAGCCUACAUUUCGCCGAACCAAUAACGAGGUUUCCCGCGAGAUGGCGUCUCAGGAAACUAGCGCAGAAAUUCCAUUCUGAUGACGUGUCACUACCCAGAUGUAGGCCUUAUUGAUACUUUUUAACAAUAAGUAAUGUUUAGACAUCACGGCUGGCUAAAUUCAAGACGGUUUACAAUGCCAUUUUGUUAAACACCGUCUAAAUUCUGCCGACCUCUCUUGGAUGGCUCACUUCUGGCUUAAAUUUUUGUUUGCAGUGUUUUAACGCAAUUCUAGAAUCCGCCUUUGAAAGUCAAGUUACGAAGUCAAAAGAAGUAACAAUGGAACCAUUAGCUCAAGGACUCCAAGAAGAUCUGGUGAGUGCUUUCCACCCCAGCCGAGUUCACUAUACAAAAAUAGUAACAUAUGCGACCCUGUUAAUUUAAAUCAAGGCUUUGUUACGCCGCGGCUUUAGACAGUCAAUAGACCUCAGUCCCGGUUUGUUAAUAGGCUGUUUAUUUGAACUAGUAAAUGGUCUUGAAGUCUGCACUUUUUGCCUUGUUGACAAGGUUAAGAGAAGACUUAACCACCCGUAGGGAUAUUAGAAACGAGAACAUAUCUUCCUCACCAGCGUUUCUCGCCGACUUCACUGCAGUCUGAAAAAUCCCGCGGUAAUAAUGCCCGCUCUCCUACAAGAGAAUCUGCUCGUAUGUCCUCCGCAGCGGCCAACUGGGAAGAGGAGAACAGUAAGGGGGCUGGGGACGAUCAUCGUCCACCGUGCGCUUUUUGUUUUACAUAUCUCUGUUUCCUCUGCAGAGUUUGGCACUAUGGUACUGCAAAUUUAAUAUUAUAUAAUUUUAUUUAUUAAUUUUGUUUUAUUUUUAAAUACCUAUUUUUCAACAGGAAGAAGCAGCAAAGGAAAUGAAAGAGAAACAGCAGAAAGAAUUGGAGAAGCUUAAACAUCUUGACCUCAGCGAGUAGGUUUACGUCCUUUCUUCAGUAAAACCCUUAUUUUUGACGAAACCCCGAAAUAAACAGUGGAAUUCUUUUUCCCAGUUAUUGGCCGUUUUGAGGCGCUUGGGACUGGGUCGGUGUUGUAUCGCAUUGCAUUAUGGUACUGUCUUAAGGGACGGGUGUUUUUUGGACCCAGUUUCCGUCGCAACUUCGUAAUGGCCGAUGAAAGAAGAAAUAGCAUUUCGGCUCCACCACGCAGUACAACAUGAAUCGAAAAUCAUUAGGCUUAUUUUGGCUGUUUCGGACGAGGACCAAGUAAUAUAAAAAUACGUUAUACUACAACUUCUAUUACAUUCAAAAAUGUCGUAGAUAAACUAGACCAGAGCUGAGCGACAGUUAACAGAGAAUACUGUCAGAACGGAGGCCGGAAAAAAACCCAGUAGGGAAAAAACUGGGUUAGGAUCCGUGGCUCUUGCUCUGAAAAGCCCAUCCUACGAAGGCUGCACGGUUCAAACGUACUUCCAGCAAAGCACUAUGAACUCAAACGCGAAACUCGAUCUGUCACUUAGUAAAUUAAAUAUAUAUAAAAAGUAAAUGAAUAAAAAUUAACGUGGGCUAAACAAAGUGCCGCCCAGAAUGCUUCCCACAUGAUAUAAAGCAUCUCUUUUAUAGCAGUCCAUUCUACUCAUGCUGCACUUGAACUGCCCCUGUCCCCACUGCUCCCGUGCCGCAGAAAUAUUUCAUUUUCGGCUAAUUCGUGUUCACUCAAACGCCGGAAAUACCAUGUCCCUAAAACAGCCCCCUAUUCAAUUUCGAAGCAACACCGACUUGGUCUCGCGGGCAAUCUGAAAUUGGCGAAUAGUGACACGUACGGAACAGCAUUCCGAUGCAAUAUGUACCCCCGUUAUAACUGACAGAAAGGUCACGAUACGAAACAUUUAUGAUUCCCAUCGCAUGUGGGUACCCUAGACUGUGCAGCUAAAUAAAUUGAUAAGUAAAGGAAGCUUGCCUUAAUAGACUUCUUAAACUUGUUGUUUUUUUCAAUAAAGGUUUUGGGUUAAUUUCCCAUUUGUCUUUUCGUAAAUUAUUAAAGCGUACAUAUUUACGCGAAUGAGACGAAAUUUGAAUGAAACAGUUCUCUAGAGUAAUGUCACAUGACCUGCAAUGGGAAAACAAAAAGCAGGCUUUCGGGGGGUGGGGAUGGGCAGAGGUAAGUGGCGUUUCCUUCCCCCUCCCCCGAGAGCUUGGUACCAAGCUUAAAAAAAGUCACCUGAUUUCUAGUGAUUUUAUCUUGCUGUCGGUUUUUCCUUAGGUUUGCGAUAUCAGGAAAAGAAGAAGACUGGCAGGAGGCUUUGAGCAGUGGCAAGAGUAACGUGAAUGUUAUUAGUGUGACAAGCACCAAGAGAAAGGCACAGUCAUCUGAAGAACAAACCAAAACGUACAAGAAACAUAAGAAACACAAGACCAAACACAAGACUGGGUGAACGGCAUUUGCUCAUCUAUACAUUAAAGCUUGCUAGCUUGCUUCUCUUCAAGGCCUUUAGAAUUACAACAACAAAAAAGGAAAGGAUUUCG
This is a messenger RNA of Porites lobata, 34392 nucleotides long. The record is from the annotation of a GenBank genome assembly. Lineage: Eukaryota; Metazoa; Cnidaria; Anthozoa; Scleractinia; Poritidae.